AUGGACCGACCGUCUGCCCACCAUUCUUCACCAAGGUACCCAAGAGAUAGAGGUACUCGGGUAGGGACCUUAGUUCGCCUGAACUCGAAAAACCAGCAGGUCAGCGACCAAAUCGAGAUAUACAGCAAUGAAGAGAUUUUGAUUGGCCGAAAUUCACGUCUCUGCGAGUACGAGAUCACCGACCCCUUCGUCUCGAACACACACAUUCGAAUAUACACCAUUCUAUUCGACCAGGACGUGUCGUACGAUGUGGCUCCGCUAGUAUAUGCCCAAGACCUGUCUCGCAAUGGGACUUUGCUAAACGGUCAUCUCAUGGGUCUCGAAAAUGGUGGGUUUCUCCUCCGUCAAGGCGACGUACUAUCUAUUACUCGUGACAUUUCCAUUCGGUUCAACUCGGCAACCCAGAUCGGUGACGGAUGCUUUAGUGACCUCCAAAGUAACGAGAUUCAACAAUUUCGACACCAAUAUCUUGUGACUUCCCGAGUUCUGGGCUUUGGUGCCUACGGCCGAGUCCAUAUGUCUGUUGAAGAAGGCACAGGAAGGCAGUUUGCCUGCAAGAUAGUCAACCUCAAUGCCAGGGCACACGGUUCCGAUGACGAAGAGGAGAGCCAGCGCCAAGGCUCCAAGUUCUUCAAGAGCGGCGUGCCCAACCCUACCAGGCCCCAAAAGACAGACUUGGAAAAGAAGAUGAAAGAGAGAAAGGAACGCAUCCAGCAAGAGGCGAAAAUACUGACAAACUUGUCUCAUCCAAACAUCAUCACCCUCGAGAAGGUCUUUCGAUCAGAGAACACAAUGUAUAUCAUUUCGGAACUUCUUUCCGGAGGUGAUCUUUUCUCCUUUAUCAAGUACAAAGGAGGACGACUUGAGGAUCUCACGGCGGCCGCAAUCACUCGCCAAAUUCUGCUCGCGGUGGAAUACCUGCAUGAACAGAACAUUGUACACAGGGAUAUCAAGCCAGACAACAUUCUGCUAACAUCUCUCAAGGACGGGUGCAGGGUUGUCUUGACCGAUUUCGGCUGUGCAAAGUUGAUCGAUAAGAAAGCGAAGCGGACGACAACUGUCGUCGGCACCUUCGAGUACUGCGCUCCUGAAGUUUGUCGAUCUAACAACCGCGGGUAUACGAAGGCCAUCGAUUUAUGGUCGCUUGGAUGUGUGACGACGGUCCUUGUGGCUGGAUACAGCCCGUUCGAUGAAGGACGACGCUUUGGCCAGGACGAACUUGACAUACUGGAGGAGGAUCUUAUCUCGAUGGGAGCUAGCGAAGGAGCCACAGACUUCAUAUACCACUUGCUCAUUCUGGACGAAGUCGAACGGAUGGAUGUCAGGCAGGCACUGCAACAUGGUUGGUUUACGAAGCCACGACACCACCAAACAAGACUCGACAGACUAUACAUGCAGGCCAUCCGAGGCUGGAUGCCACGGCGAGAUGAGUCGGUCAUUGUCGAUCUGAAAUCGAAAACCAAUUGCUCGGCCAAUCUUCGACACCCUUCUCAGGAGCCCGUUUUCGAAGAUGAACCUGCUCUAAUUUAUCGACCUCCUUCAAUUGACCAUAUUUCGGAAUCUUCAUAUGAUGUUCCUGCAACAAGUACACCAGCUCUCGAAUCCCCCACCCUGACCAACAUUUUUCGUUUCGACGCAAGGACCUGCAAGGGGAAUCAAUUCACUGUCUUCCGUGAGAGACCGAUUCCCCAGGGUCUCGAUAAGAAAGUCCGAAAUUUAAAGCAAGAGAUUGACCAAGAGCUUGAAGACCGAUACUUGGAGACUGCCUCUAAAAUGGCCAAAUUCCAAGUCCAAGAGGAUAUUGGACUGAAGACGCCCGAUCUAACGAAGAAAUACCCACAGGAGGGGCUGCUUGGUGACAAUUCUGAAGCAAUAAAUGGGCCAACGAACGAGCCUGGGUGGCUGCCAACUGGGACUCGCUGUGAUCGCUCACCGUCCAAAUUGGGAAUUGACUCUACUCGAAAAAAAGCCCCGACCCAUAAUGAAAAAGAGGCCGAGAGAAGAGAAGAAGUCUACGAGGAAGUCCACAAUCCAUUCACUGGGAAGAAAAGACGGUAUAUCUACGGUCGAGAUAUGGAGAGUAUUAUCACGAUGUCUUAG
Penicillium manginii is the source of this 2100-nucleotide messenger RNA. RefSeq names its product FHA domain-containing serine/threonine-protein kinase. The transcript has 6 exons. Lineage: Eukaryota; Fungi; Ascomycota; Eurotiomycetes; Eurotiales; Aspergillaceae. Gene Ontology annotation, molecular function: protein kinase activity; protein binding; ATP binding. Gene Ontology annotation, biological process: protein phosphorylation. Bases 1 to 2100 code for a protein of 699 amino acids. The record is from RefSeq and is a predicted model, not a curated record.